This is a messenger RNA of Pan troglodytes (chimpanzee), 12422 nucleotides long. It is a transcript of the gene UNC5C, whose product is annotated as unc-5 netrin receptor C. The transcript has 17 exons. Gene Ontology annotation, biological process: axon guidance; netrin-activated signaling pathway. NCBI's taxonomy places the organism in Eukaryota, Metazoa, Chordata, Mammalia, Primates, Hominidae. The record is from RefSeq and is a predicted model, not a curated record. Gene Ontology annotation, molecular function: protein binding; netrin receptor activity. Bases 1106 to 3958 code for a protein of 950 amino acids. Gene Ontology annotation, cellular component: membrane.
AAAGCAGUCUGACUGGCGCUGACAACCCCAGGACAGCAGCCGGUUGGGGCAGUGCAAAAGCUUCAUGCCUUCUUCCCCAACCAAGAAGGACUUCAGUUCGAGCCCGCACCGGCUCCGUCAACCGCGAGACCCGAAGUCGUAGACCGAGUCCAGUCCUAGGGAAUUCGGCUGAGGCUUUGCCGGCGCGGCGAAGAAGGUGGCAGGCGGCAGGCUGAGCUCCACUGGACACAGCCUAGUGGCCCGGGGCGCGCCCGCUGCACUCCCGGCGUCCGGGUCUGGCGCACCGCGGGAGGCAGGCGCGCUGCCACUCUCCGCAGGCGCGCUGCCACUCUCCGCAGCCGCUUCGUCCCCUGGUCUGUCUCGCCUCGGCUUCAGCGGGCAAACCCACAGCUGGUCUUCUGUGCGCUGAUCUCCCUGCAAUCCUUGCUUACAUAAGGCGGGCGGGCGUGCUCCCGCCCCCGGUUACCCCCCAGAGGAGUUGUGCUGCGCCCUCUACGCCUCCUUGGCGAGCGCCUUCGCGCACCCGUGCGCCCUACUCUAGGAUGUGAACCUCCUUGGCCACCCAGCAGCGACAGCCGGGACAUCUCUCCGCUGGCGUGAGAACACUGAGAUUGGAGACCAGAGCGCCUGACGGUGCCCAAGCUUCCUCCCUCCGUUCCCUCCUCCUCCAACUCCCCCCACUUCAACCCCCACCCCCACCCCCACCCCCGGUGUCUGUGUGUGUUCCUCACAGGCGAGGGGACCCGGAGAGCAGUCCAGACUUCGGCGUGCGGCGGAGCUGCGGCUGCUCCUGCUGCUGGGGGGAGCGGCGGAGGUGGCCGCCUUGCGCCUCCCUGGACUUCCCAAGUGGGGGCAGAGCAGUCGCUCGCGGGAGACGUCAGUUAGAAGGCAUUGGGAAAGAGGGACCUUCAAACUCCUCCUCGGCGUCUCCUCUCCUCCCCCUUUUGGCCCCUGCCCUUGGAGAAAGUGGAGUGUGGCGCUUGGUUGUCGUUAUUUCUUCGGACUGCUUCGCGGUGCACGGAUUCAGCUUCUGCCCAGUGGGGCUUUCAGCUGUUGGCGCGUCUCUCUGUUCCCCCCCCUCUCCCCCGGCACACCUCUGUCUACGAUGAGGAAAGGUCUGCGGGCGACAGCGGCCCGCUGCGGACUGGGACUGGGAUACUUGCUGCAAAUGCUCGUGCUACCUGCCCUGGCCCUGCUCAGCGCCAGCGGCACUGGCUCCGCCGCCCAAGAUGAUGACUUUUUUCAUGAACUCCCAGAAACUUUUCCUUCGGAUCCACCUGAGCCUCUGCCACAUUUCCUUAUUGAACCUGAAGAAGCUUAUAUUGUGAAGAAUAAGCCUGUGAACCUGUACUGUAAAGCAAGCCCUGCCACCCAGAUCUAUUUCAAGUGUAAUAGUGAAUGGGUUCAUCAGAAGGACCACAUAGUAGAUGAAAGAGUAGAUGAAACUUCCGGUCUCAUUGUCCGGGAAGUGAGCAUUGAGAUUUCGCGCCAGCAAGUGGAAGAACUCUUUGGGCCUGAAGAUUACUGGUGCCAGUGUGUGGCCUGGAGCUCGGCGGGUACCACAAAGAGCCGGAAGGCGUAUGUGCGCAUUGCAUAUCUACGGAAGACAUUUGAGCAGGAACCCCUAGGAAAGGAAGUGUCUUUGGAACAGGAAGUCUUACUCCAGUGUCGACCACCUGAAGGGAUCCCAGUGGCUGAGGUGGAAUGGUUGAAAAAUGAAGACAUAAUUGAUCCCGUUGAAGAUCGGAAUUUUUAUAUUACUAUUGAUCACAACCUCAUCAUAAAGCAGGCCCGACUCUCUGAUACUGCAAAUUAUACCUGUGUUGCCAAAAACAUUGUUGCCAAGAGGAAAAGUACAACUGCCACUGUCAUAGUCUAUGUCAACGGUGGCUGGUCCACCUGGACGGAGUGGUCUGUGUGUAACAGCCGCUGUGGACGAGGGUAUCAGAAACGUACAAGGACUUGUACCAACCCGGCACCACUCAAUGGGGGUGCCUUCUGUGAAGGGCAGAGUGUGCAGAAAAUAGCCUGUACUACGUUAUGCCCAGUGGAUGGCAGGUGGACGCCAUGGAGCAAGUGGUCUACUUGUGGAACUGAGUGCACCCACUGGCGCAGGAGGGAGUGCACGGCGCCAGCCCCCAAGAAUGGAGGCAAGGACUGCGAUGGCCUCGUCUUGCAAUCCAAGAACUGCACCGAUGGGCUUUGCAUGCAGAGUUUCAUUUAUCCCAUUUCAACUGAACAGAGAACCCAGAAUGAAUAUGGAUUUUCUUCUGCUCCUGAUUCAGAUGAUGUUGCUCUCUAUGUUGGGAUUGUGAUAGCAGUGAUCGUUUGCCUGGCGAUCUCUGUAGUUGUGGCCUUGUUUGUGUAUCGGAAGAAUCAUCGUGACUUUGAGUCAGAUAUUAUUGACUCUUCGGCACUCAAUGGGGGCUUUCAGCCUGUGAACAUCAAGGCAGCAAGACAAGAUCUGCUGGCUGUACCCCCAGACCUCACGUCAGCUGCAGCCAUGUACAGAGGACCUGUCUAUGCCCUGCAUGACGUCUCAGACAAAAUCCCAAUGACCAACUCUCCAAUUCUGGAUCCACUGCCCAACCUGAAAAUCAAAGUGUACAACACCUCAGGUGCUGUCACCCCCCAAGAUGACCUCUCUGAGUUUACGUCCAAGCUGUCCCCUCAGAUGACCCAGUCAUUGUUGGAGAAUGAAGCCCUCAGCCUGAAGAACCAGAGUCUAGCAAGGCAGACUGAUCCAUCCUGUACCGCAUUUGGCAGCUUCAACUCGCUGGGAGGUCACCUUAUUGUUCCCAAUUCAGGAGUCAGCUUGCUGAUUCCCGCUGGGGCCAUUCCCCAAGGGAGAGUCUACGAAAUGUAUGUGACUGUACACAGGAAAGAAACUAUGAGGCCACCCAUGGAUGACUCUCAGACACUUUUGACCCCUGUGGUGAGCUGUGGGCCCCCAGGAGCUCUGCUCACCCGCCCCGUCGUCCUUACUAUGCAUCACUGCGCAGACCCCAAUACCGAGGACUGGAAAAUACUGCUCAAGAACCAGGCAGCACAGGGACAGUGGGAGGAUGUGGUGGUGGUCGGGGAGGAAAACUUCACCACCCCCUGCUACAUUCAGCUGGAUGCAGAGGCCUGCCACAUCCUCACAGAGAACCUCAGCACCUACGCCCUGGUAGGACAUUCCACCACCAAAGCGGCUGCGAAGCGCCUCAAGCUGGCCAUCUUUGGGCCCCUGUGCUGCUCCUCGCUGGAGUACAGCAUCCGAGUCUACUGUCUGGAUGACACCCAGGAUGCCCUGAAGGAAAUUUUACAUCUUGAGAGACAGAUGGGAGGACAGCUCCUAGAAGAACCUAAGGCUCUUCAUUUUAAAGGCAGCACCCACAACCUGCGCCUGUCAAUUCACGAUAUCGCCCAUUCCCUCUGGAAGAGCAAAUUGCUGGCUAAAUAUCAGGAAAUUCCAUUUUACCAUGUUUGGAGCGGAUCUCAAAGAAACCUGCACUGCACCUUCACUCUGGAAAGAUUUAGCCUGAACACAGUGGAGCUGGUUUGCAAACUCUGUGUGCGGCAGGUGGAAGGAGAAGGGCAGAUCUUCCAGCUCAACUGCACCGUGUCAGAGGAACCUACUGGCAUCGAUUUGCCGCUGCUGGAUCCUGCGAACACCAUCACCACGGUCACGGGGCCCAGUGCUUUCAGCAUCCCUCUCCCUAUCCGGCAGAAGCUCUGUAGCAGCCUGGAUGCCCCCCAGACGAGAGGCCAUGACUGGAGGAUGCUGGCCCAUAAGCUGAACCUGGACAGGUACUUGAAUUACUUUGCCACCAAAUCCAGCCCAACUGGCGUAAUCCUGGAUCUUUGGGAAGCACAGAACUUCCCAGAUGGAAACCUGAGCAUGCUGGCAGCUGUCUUGGAAGAAAUGGGAAGACAUGAAACGGUGGUGUCCUUAGCAGCAGAAGGGCAGUAUUAACCACCAUGCUGGAAGGGGAAAUGAAGGACAAAAAUGCACAGGGAGUCUGUGGCCGUCCAGGUGAAUCACAGCUGAGGAGGAAAUCCAGAUGAGACCAAUGCGCUUCACAGGCAAGACUGCAGCAGGAGCCAGAAGGAAAACAGAUACAACUGCCCAUGUACAUGCCCACUUUACUCGGACAUCAUCACGGGAGUUAAGAAAAAUUGUGUAAAUUUGUACCUUGAAUUUAGCUAUCAACCUAAUUUUCCUCUUAGUUGGGCUGUAUGCUGUGUGGUACAGGAUCUUACAGUUUCCUAGGAAACGCUUUUUAUUGCUAUCCAGAUAUAUGGAUAAACUUUCUUAACAAACCCAAUUUCUACAAAUGUUGUUUACAUCAAAUUGGACAGGGAUGCAGACACUGUCCAUGGCUCGUUCUAUUUUUGUUCAAAUCAUUUGAAGUUGAAGCUGUGGACGGUUUGUUGUGUCUAUUUCAGAUUAGUAAUUUACAGAGAAAUCACAGACUUUUGCUACAAAUCGUGUGCAUCAAGUGUCUCAGAUAAUCCUCCCAUCAGUGUUCUGUUUCUAGAACUUGUAGAACCAGUGUUACUGUUUGUAUCAGGGAAGUGGAGAAUCUAAGUGUAAAAAAGAAAUAACUAAGACUCCUAUUCCUUGGAGGGACCCUUCUGGUGCCCUUUGGGAAUAAAGCUGUAGCAUUGCAGGGAAGACAGUGAUUCAUGUUUAACCCCACAAACAAGCAUUUUUUUCACAACAUGUGUGUGUGUUUGUAAUAUGCAAUAUGAAGUGUUUUGUUUUUUUUAAAGGUAUUAUUAUUAUUAUUUACAGGUAUUCUGGUAAAUUUAAAAAAUGAAUUUUUUAAAUUUCUAUUUUUGUUAGCAGUGCUGUUUGUUAGUAUUUGGGUAUUGACUAGACCUGUCCCACCUUUUCACCUAUCAAGGUGGGUGUGGUCAUCAGUUUAAUUCAACAUGCAUCGCUUCCUUGACCUUUUACCUUUCCCUUAUUCCACCCCAGAAAGGUGACAAAUGCUGAAUGGCUUUGUCAGUCUGUUCCUUCAGCUUGCUCAGGCAGGGUCUUUCUCCUCUGAGGAGUCUUAAGGAGACGUGUUCUCUAUUAAGUUCACUUAAUAUUGCCGUUGUGUGGCCCCACGUCGACUCCCUAUGGUGCUCUACUCUAGAGGCAGUGUGGUUGGAGGAAUGGACUCUAAACUGGAGAUCAGGAAACCAGUUCUCAUUGUGGGUCUGUCACUGUCUUGUUGCGCCACCUUGAGAAAGUCAUUUAACCACACGACCUCAGUGUCCUCACUAGAAAGUGAAAGGGUGGGAUUAGAUCAUCUCCAUGUUCUGAAAUGCUCAACUUCCACCGUGAUGCCUCCGGUCUCAUUCAUCAGUCUGAAGACCACAAUGGACUCUGACCUGGAUCAUCAUUUAAAAUCAUCAGCUGGUCUUUUGCCCAGGCUAUGUUAUGCCUUUCAAGUAGUUCUGACAAGGAAGAUGAUUAUUCUAACCAGCAUUAUGAUGUUGUUUGUUUGGCCUGAGUCGCUCUGCAUCAUUGCAUUAUGCUGUUCACUGAGAGAUGACAUCCCUUUAUUAUCAUUUUCUUAGCCUCUCUUGGGAUGCCCCUGCCCCCAGCCUUCCUGACUGGUUGCAAAUUCUGUUUUUUAUUAUUGUCUUGGCAUCUUGAUAUCUAGACCAGUCCUACAAGUUUAUCUGGCAGUAGGAACUUGGUGCAUUUUUUUCUACGCUACACCCCCCCCACCCUUAAUCUUUCUUUGCUGUCAUAAUAUUCAGUAGCAUUUAUAAAAGCUGUCUAGUUAGCUCUUUAAAAACUGUUGUCCUGCAAAAUGUUAGUCAACACACUACUUUGUGUAAACUAGUAUGUUUCCUUGGGACCAUCACAAGCUCUUUAACAAACACAAGGACUCAAUUCAUUCAGCAGGUGGGGAUUAAAGAAUCAAAGCCCAGUAGCAAAACCAAAACUGAAGAACAAGCAGACAUGUGUAUGAAUCGGAACCUUUAGAACAUGACUGUGGUUUACUUUUAGGCUGGAGGCACACAAGUUGCUGAACAGACUUGAAUUAUACAUGUGCUUCCAUCUUUCCAUGUUUCCGCUCCUAUUUUGGUAGCAUCUUGAGAUUACUUGAUGCCUCCGCCAUCCUCAUCCCUGAGGAACUGCUGAUACCUUGCUAUGGAACCUCUUCUUUCUUUCAUGCUUUUUAUUCCUUAUCUUCUGUUUUGGACAUACAUAUAUUCUAUAAAAUCUCUCUCAGCCCACCCCCUGCAUUAGGAUUUCCAUAUUUAAAAUAUUUGUACACUGACUGGGGAAGGGAGAGAUUGCACUAUAAACAAGUUCAGUGGAUGUUUGUAGCAAUGAGUAAAACUGUAUUCUAAAUUAAAAAUCAAAUAUAUAUCUACACGCAGUUAUACACAUACAUUUUUUAAAAGGAGGAGGAGGAAAGAGAGCUUUUGUCCAUUCCUACAUUUUGAAAUAAACUUGUCAAGAUUACGCAUCAGUACUGGGGUUGUGGAAUCAUCUAUGGAAAUCAAGAACUAGAAUCUGAACUGAAUGGUCAAAGAAACUUCUAUGCCUAGUGAAAACUAGAGGGGAGCAACUAUGUAGCUAUGAAGAUGAAUCAAUUCCAUAACUGUUACUAAAAACUUACUUUGACUGAAAAGUCACCAACACAGAACUAUUGAACACAAACAGGAAUUGUUUGUCUUACUGAAGUCAUUGAGAACCCUUGGGGUUCACUUCGGAUGCUUUUUUGGUUCAACUUCCCACCACCAGAAAAGGGAAAAGUGAUUGAUUUCGUGUGUGAGGUACUCAUCUGUCAGAACUCUUAAUGUUUCCUAUUAAGUGAAUGACAACUUCCAUACAUACACUAUUUAUACCAAAUAAUUUUCACUACAAAUUCUGAUUUCCUUCUCCUUUGGAGUAAAGUAAUAGCUGUUAGAUUGCUUUCGAACUUAGAAGGUCCAGAUAUAACAGUUCAUUUCAUAGGAAGCCACUUCAUCAACCAUUCUAUGUGAUACAUCCUGCUUCUUUCUACACCGCUGGAGAGGCAGUUUGGCUGGUUUCAUUUGGAUAGAAAAAACUAUCAUUUGUGCAUGCUGCCAUCUAGUGGUGUACAACACAAUCUAACCUGAGUUUAAUAUUCACUAGAAUGUGUUUGACGAAGGGAAUGAAAACCUGUAGAGUUCAAGGACCUUUAUGACAAACAGAUGUAGGGAAAUUUUCACUUCAAAUUUAUAAUUUUCUUAUUCUCACUUUUUUUUCAUUUGCAUCACCCAUCUCAAUAUUAGGUCAUUGUGAGCCCAGUACAUCAACUCAUUCAUACACAACAUAUCUUCAGUUGCUUCUUGUAACAGAACUAUGUAAAAUCUAUAUAAAACAGUCUUUGAAGAGUUGUCAUUUUUAACACUUAUGGUUUUCAUUGGGGUUUGUAUACUUUAAAUCUCCUUUUAGUUCCUUAAUAUUUAUCUUUGGAAAUGUAAGAAGUAUCUGCUUAGAAAGAAAUAAGUCUUAUAUAUGCAAAUGGAAUACUAUGUCUGGGGAAGAGAAAAUUGGGGUUGUUAAUCAAAGGGAAGAAAGCAGCUUCUUUUCUGCUGAAUUUGGGAAUCCAAAGGCAGAGGUUUCAUCCUGUUUUUAUUUUCUUCUUAUCACACUCUUUCAAGUUUCCUUAAUGUAUCUGGAAGGAAUAGAAGUUGGAUUCAGAAUUGAUAACUGGCAUGGUGAUGACAAACCUGUGUAACACCAAGGUUCUCACAGCUAACAGCUGUUUCACAAACGGCAUCUUCCAAAUGAAUAGUCACUUCUGCUAUGCAGAAAACCCCCAUCCUGCUGUGAGCAAGUUAGGCUCUUCAAGAACUGGACAACUUUUUGGGUGAGGUGUUCAAUAUCAAACUGCAUAAUCAUUAGCCAUUUUCAUAUAUACUAUUUUAUAGAUUUCAGUCUCUCAACUAUCAAAAAGUAGAGCGAUUUUUAGGAGAAAAAAGUCGUGGGGACUGAGUUCAGGACACCCUGAAACUGUGCGACCAGUAAUUUUUUUAAGGUAUUUUUUCCUACAAGUAAGGUAUCUGAAAAGUCAACGUUUUGAGGGUGGAAUCAAGACUUUUCACUUCUCCUGGCAAAGAGCAACAAGGCUCUUGUCUCGUGUCCUUCUGUGUGUCUCUGUCAGGAUCACAGCAGCUGUGCUCUUGGUCUGCUUACUCCUCUGUAAUCCACGUAUGCAGAAGGGAGUUAAUAAGGUGAUCACCAUCUCCCCAGAAUUCAAAGGUCUUUGCCUCUAUAAGGUCUGCCCCUAUGGGGCCAGGAAAAUAUAAACCUAUAUAAGGACUUGCAGGAGAGCAUAAAGAAGGUAGAAAAGGUUUACUUGUUGGGUUUUCAAGCCUUCAAGUUGAAUGAGUCUUAGCUUUUGCUGGGCAGUUGUUCUGGACAAGUCAUCAGUUUCAUGUGGAGAACUCAGUGUAAGCCCAAGGCUAAUGAAUGAGAGGGGUCCCAUGGAAACACAGCUGAAAUGAAAUGGGACUUUAUCCAUCUUCUUUGAGAAUGGAAGAGCUUUUGUGAAGCAGUACAUCAUUGCUCAAGAUAAUGGUUGAUAAGCAUUAGAUUUUAUAGAUCUAAUAAGGAAAAUAUUUUAUUAUCUCAAGUUAACAAAACAUUUUUUUACCUCUCGAGUGCCUCAUAGGACCAACUAUUACUCUUUGGUUUUUAUUUUUCUUUUUGUAUUAUUUUUAUAUAUUCUUUAACCUUGCUGAGCUAGUAUUGACUGAAAUCUUUAGAACUUUGCCUCUGGGCAAUGAAGUAAUGUUUCUCUACCCUAAGAUAUCUAUUUGUAUAAUCUCUGGCUGUAAUGAUCACUUUGGAAGAUUUCCUUUGCAUCUCUAAUUAUUUCUUUUUAAUGGAAUAAGGCAUAAGGGGGAAUAAAUAUAUUGUAACCAAUGUUAUGUAAACCCAUAUCCAUACAGGCCAGGAAAGCCAAAUGAAGUCAUUUCCAGAAUUCUAGUGUGAAAAACCUAUUUUUGAAAAGUGGGGAGAUGGCUUUGUGUAGCACUGGGUGGGUUUUCUCUGCAGACUAAGUCUAGCCAUGAGCUUCCAGAUCCUUUAGUUUUAUCAGCCUUGUGCUUACCCCAUUUUCAUAAAUGCUACUUUAACAGCCAGUCUUCAUAAGUCAUGGUUCCUAGGUUUUCCUGUCACCUCAUUGUAUUCAUCUGUGGUAGGAUAUUAACGGGCUCAUUCAACCAAAUGUAAUGUGUGCCUCAGACCUAUUUAGCAUGGUUGGGGGGCAUCAGCAGGACAAACCAACAGGUACUCCGCAAGUGUACUGGCACAGCAAGCCCAGCAAUUAUUAGCAGCUCUUCAUCAGCCUGCUGUCUACUCAGAUGCUUGCCUACUGAAGGGACCUGUCCAGAGAUCUUCUGGAAUCCCAAGUUGGGAAUCUCUGCAGAAUGUCGUGACAGUUGUGGCCCAACUAGCUUCUGAGUAGAAACAAGGAAGCUACCCUGAGAUAUAGUCAGCUGCCCACCUGCCAUAGUAUUUGCUACUGAAUGCCAGCCUUUUAACAUACCAUUUCAGAUUUGUCCUUCAACAAAAAUAUAAAUUGCAAGUCAUAUCAUUUAAGGGUCUUUUACAAAUAUGUCUAAAUUGUGUAUCAUUUUUAAGUUCCAAAGGUCUACUGGACUAAGUACUAUCAGACCAGCUGUAGAACCUGAUGGCGCUGAUCCGGGGUGGAAUAACCCUCAGUACUGGUGUGUAGAAGAUGAAUUGUAGGCAGGUUUUGCUGAUCAGCAGUCUAAGGAUUGAUGGGCUCUCUUUUGGCCUCUGAUCCUGAGCACUAUGGAGGCAGCAUCAGAGAAUGGGGACCUGAGCUACAUAGGUUCUCAAUGUUAAAACAACUCUGUUCGGAGUGACAUAUAAGAGCAAGAAAUCUACAGCUGGUGUAAAAUAUCUUUGCCUUUUCUAUCCUGAAAGUAACAAAUGGCAUCUGUACAUGUAGGGGUAAAAACUCAGAUGUCUACUCCUCCAGGCCAUGGACAAGAAAAAGUACAGCAGUCAGAUCAGUGGAACAAGUGAUUUGCAUUCUCUUCUUCACGCUUUCCUAGAUCUGCUAUUGGUAGCGCAGCCCUUGCCCUCCAGACAUAAUGCAUCGAGCCCAGUUGCAGGGAACAUCACUGUGUGUGUGUGAUGUCAUGGUGUUAUAUGUGUUGAGUUUAAUGUUGAGCUGAAGCAAGUUGGUGACCUUCCUCUUUGCUCUUUGUAAAGAAGACACCAAUGUUUGUCAGAGAAAAAUCCCCAGCAGUCGUGUUGAAGAGGCAGUGUCAUCCACCUACUGUCCCCUUUGGAACAGUUCAACUGCAGAAAGGUCGGAUUGAGGUUUUGUGCUUUGUCGUUUUUCUUUUUUAAACAAAACAUGACAACCUUGGCUUUUCCGAUAUGGAACACUUUUGUUGUUGUGGAGUUCCCUCUUGCUGUAUCUUCUAUGCAAUUCCUUUUCUAAAAAAAUCCCCCGGCAGAGGCAGAGUGCCCUCCGGAUAUCCGUCCGGCGCCUUGCUGAGUGGUGGAGUGGUGGAGGUGAGGGAUACCAGCUCCGGGUGUGCCUCUUUUCUCUCCCUGGCUGCCAAUCCUGAUUUUCCCUGCAGUCCCCUUGGUUUGUAAAUUGCCUGCAUUUAUUCUGUCAGCCAACAUGUACAAAAUGUAAGAAAGAAUUUUUAAACAGGUAAUAAAUUAUAUUUAUAAGCAACAAAGUGCUGCCUCCUUCACUUAAUAACAAGGUUCUCUUGCGUGUUCAGAGCUGCCACGUGUUUCUUCGGUGGGACAGAAAGGCUUUGGGUCCUGCGUGGAUGGUGAUCACAACCUCCUGCAGGCACAGGAUGAGGUUUUAGCAUGGUGCUACUAAAAAAUCAGCUGCACAUUGGAAUCACCAGAGAGGCCUUAAGAACUAAUGCCAGGGUCACACCUCCAGAGAUUCUGAUGGAAGUGGUCUGGGGGUAGCCUGAGUCUUGGGUGUUAAAAGCUCCCGGGUGGUACUAAUGAGCGGUUAAGGGCGAGAACCAAUGUCUUAGAACUUCUGCAGAAUUCUCUGGGGCGGGAGCUUCUAAAUAGAGUGUCAAGCCCUGCCCCCAGAGAUCUGAUUUUAAAUGAAGCUUGCAAACAACUAUACUAAUAGGUAGGAAAUGAAAGGUAAGCAACUACCAGCAGAGGAGUUCAGCUUGGUACAGGACUGCUGGCCACUGCCUUAGGGCGAGCAAGCCAAGGGCUCCAGCUGUGAGGUGCGAAGCAGCUGUGAGGCUGAGGACUAGAAUCAAAGACAGCCCUGUCCUCCAUGAGAGAACGACCUGGAGACACUUCCUUAGAUGGACUGCCACCUGCCCCCACCCCUCCCCUCAGCCUCGGUGGCUGAAGGGUGUAAGCAAUUGCCCAGCACUGAGAAGCUGGUCCAUGCCAUGGGCUGGAAGAAAGUGACUUAAAACAAUCCAUGCUGGGAUCAUGAAUUCCAAUGUUUCUCCAAGGCUAAGGAAGUAAUGGAAAUAUAUAAACUGGAACCUGGGUAAAAUCAAAGGGAGAUGUAAGGGCUGCAGCUGAGCCAGAGAAUUCAAAUUCCAUAUAAAAGAAUGAAAAUACAAUGAAAACAAUAAAACACAAACAAAAACUGUACUUUACAUAGAAAACCCAUGGUGGCAAAGGCUCAGCCCUGUUACCAGACCACUAACCCCUAAUUAGAAGCUUUGGUAGCUGAGAUUCCUGCUGAGAAGGCCUUACCUAGGAUGGCAUGCAAGCAUUUUCAAAGACUUCACUGAGGGCCCAACCUAAGCCCCUGUCUCUCAGUGGAGGUCCCUGGAGAGUUCUGAAGCUUGGCCUCCCUCUGCUCCUGUCUCUCAGUACCAGCAUACAGGUGCCAAGCAAAGAACCUUCAGCAGCCCCAGAGAUCCCCACAGCUAAGCUCAGAUCAGAACCUAGGGUAGAAAUUAGAAAUUACUUUGCAGAGACAAAACUUCUGAGAGUGCAGUCAUCUGUACUUUGCUGCUGUGACCAGAUGGAGACAACAAGCUUGCAACUUACAAAAUGACCAAUGCCAAGAAAAUAACCUUUUUUCCACAGCUGAGAUUUACUGUCAGUAUGCCUGUGAGUUCUGCGAAAAGUUUAACUUGAGCCCAUGACACACAGAAGUGGGGUGUACAGAAGGUGGGAGAGAUGUACCAAUAGCAAAUCUCAGCUGGUUUUAAAUGUUGCUAAUUGUAGAUCCUGCUAAACUAAUGGCAGGAAGAAAAAGCAGCAUUGGCCAGGCACAGUGGCUCACGCCUAUAAUCCCAGGACUUUGGAAGGCUAAGAUGGGGAGAUCACUUGAGCCCUGGAGUUUGGGACCAGCCUAAGAAACAUAGUGAGGACUUGUCCCUACUAAACAUAAAAUUAGCCAGCCAUGGUGGUGCAUGCUUGUAGUCCCAGCUACUUGGGAGGCUGAGAUGGGAGUCAC